AUGGGACGAAUUGUUGCUAUCGCAGGUCUGGAGACAUGGAAACAUUUAGUUGACUACUGGGCGGACGAAAACAUUGUUAUCAAGGUUUCUGUCGAUCAAAGAAUCCAAGUUUCGAAAAUCAUUGCCUUCUCAGUCGACUAUCUUCCUAAAUGUCCGGAUGAAAUGCGAUUGGAGAUUAUCAACACUGUUUCUUUGGGCUUCAAAAACCACUUUGCUCAGUCGGCGUCCGACAAUCGAGAUAUUGGAAUGCUUUCUGCCAAGAAGAUCAUCUCAGUAUUUGAUUCAGAGGCCAAACUUGACUUUCCAAUCACGAAUAAAGACCUUCAAGCGGAUCAAAAUAAAGUUCACGAAGAUAGCAGAGAGCGAACAAUCGAAUUCUUGAACGGUAACCAACAAAAAGUCGAAGAUGAAAGAAUCAAUGCUGGAAACUGUGACGAUGAUGAUGAUGAUGAUGAUCGAGAAAGUCUUGAUUCCGACGACUUGGAAUUCGAACAAUUCGAAUUCGAAACGCCGAACCUUUCAAAAUACAGUCCCCGCUUUCUUAUGGAAGCCAGUGGAAUUUUGGUCGAGAGAAAUCUACCCCAAUCAAUGUCAAAAACGGAGAAGACUAAACGCAAACUCGCCGCGCUGGAAACAAUUCCGUAUUUAGCAAAGGUCAAUCAGGUUUCUUCGAAGGAGCUUGUGGAAGAGAUUUUGAAAGGGAUCGUUUAUUUUGAAAUUGUUAACGAUAAUGAUGCUGCUCUCGUGGGUGAUGCUCUAGAAUCGUUGGCAGUUGUGGCUCCGGAAUUUUAUGCUCCUGCGAUUGUUGGUGAAUUUUAUGCCGAGUCAAUGCCUCUAGAAAAACGGCAGAUCAUUCUUGCCUCUCUAUCGAAGGCCGUAAAGCAAUUGGCGGACCUUCCCUUCGAAGAACUUGAAGAAGAGAUCGCCUUUGAAAAAUUAGCGCUUUCCGCAAAAGUUGAAUCACAAUCACGGCGCUGGGGAAGCCGCCCAAAAAGCGAGAAGAUGCUCAAGUCUCGGUUUUAUCCUGCCGCUGGAUAUUUUCUUUUUCCUUUCUUGCGCAGCUGGGAUUCGAAUAAACGAACGUUGAUGUUGGAGACGUGCGAUAAAGACGUCUUGUCAAGAAUGAUUGCAUUCGUCGGCCAGAUCAUUUCUCUCUUGGAUAAUAUUCCCGAAAUCGAGAAAUACGUCCUUCCUUCCAUAGAUUUUCUCGCGACUUUUAGAAGAAUUGAUGACACGAAUUUGAAACUUGUAAUAAUCAAAUCUUACCAAGUUUGUCUGCUGAGCAUCGCUUCAACUAAACAAGAAAUCUGGAUGGACAUCACUUGGAAAAUGUGGCUAGAAGAAUGCCAAUCGCUUGAUUGCCCACGCCUUUCACUUGCUGCGACUGACCUUUUGAAUCUAUUCUAG
Molecule: messenger RNA, 1407 nt
Organism: Oikopleura dioica
Lineage: Eukaryota; Metazoa; Chordata; Appendicularia; Copelata; Oikopleuridae
Source: the annotation of a GenBank genome assembly